Talaromyces proteolyticus is the source of this 651-nucleotide messenger RNA. RefSeq names its product putative flavin reductase. The transcript has a single exon. The coding region runs from base 1 to 651 and encodes 216 amino acids. NCBI's taxonomy places the organism in Eukaryota, Fungi, Ascomycota, Eurotiomycetes, Eurotiales, Trichocomaceae. The record is from RefSeq and is a predicted model, not a curated record.
AUGCGUAUCCUUGUUAUUGGUGGCAAUGGACAGACUGGUCGUUUCGUUGUCGACGAAGCAUUGCAGCGCGGCCACAAGAUUACAGCCUUGAUUCGGAACCCUUCUACCCUGGCAGCCAAGGAAGGCCUGAGGAUCGUGAAAGGCACACCACUGGAACCUUCAGACAUUGAGAGCGCUUUCAACGCAGUCCAAGGCGACCCCCCAACCGCCGUGAUCGUCACGCUCGGAUCUUCGAAAGAAAAGGGGGCUCGAAUUAUGACUGACACGCACGAAAACCUCAUUGCUGCUAUGAAGAGGCAUGGCGUUUCCAAAAUUGCGACAUUAUCUUCAUUUGGAGUUGGAUCUUCUCUCCCGAAUAUUACUGUGAUUAUGAGAUGGGCAAUUUCAAACACUGGCCUUGCGAAUUCAUUCGCUGACCAUAAUCAUGUCGAUGAGAUACUCAAAAGGAGCGGAUUGAAGUUCGUGUUGUUGAGGGCAGCGAGACUGACUAUGGGGAAAAAAGCGCCUGUUCAGUUCCUUGGUGACGAUGGGAAGGGACUAGGUGUUUUCGCGGGCAUGGGGGGGAUCUCGAGGGCUAGCGUGGCGCGGUGUCUAGUGGAUGCUGUUGAGAAGAGCACUUGGGAUGGAAGAACCCCUGUGAUAACGCACUGA